GAGCCUCAAGAGAGAGCACUGCUGAAUCUGAUGUAAAGAGCAGAGCGGCUGAUACAGAUUCAACUAGCAAACAAGACGUGUCUUAGUGAUGAACGCCCUCUUCGCCUUCCUUUGCUUGGCAUGCUUCUGCCAUGGUGCCCUCUCCUGCCCGGCUCUUUGCAAGUGUUACUCCAGAAGAGCUGAGGUGGUGUGCAACGAGGUUCCCCUGACAGAGUUCCCCUCCGAGGGUCUCCCGAGGAACACCACCAUGCUCACGAUCCAGCUGACCAACAUCACCUCCAUCUCGGAGAGCCAGCUGAGCGCCACGCCCCUGCUGCAGGAGCUCCACCUGUUCAGCAACCACCUGCAGCACCUUUCCUCCAAUCUCCUCCGGGGCGUUCCUCACCUCAGCACUUUGGAUCUGACAGGAAACAAACUGGCCGAGCUGCCGGCCGACGUCUUCAGCCACGCUCCGCUCCGCAGCCUGGUGCUGAAGGACAAUCUGAUUGAGACGGCGGAUGCAGAGUGGCUUCCUGAUAACAGCACUCUCACCUGGUUGGAUUUAUCUAGAAAUCAAAUGAGAAAGGUCCCGACUGCUCUGCUCCAGAAGCUGCCGCACCUCGAGAAUCUUGACCUCUCCAACAACCGUCUGGAGACGAUCUCUGCAAACUCCCUGGACGCGCUCACCAAACUGGAGAGGCUGAACCUGCAGGACAACAAACUAGAAACCCUGGAUGCAUCUGUACUCGAGAGCACCCGCAACCUCACCUACCUGUUCCUCUCUCGCAACAAGAUCAGCAAGAUCCCCCAGAAGCUGUUUCAGGAGCUGACUGAGCUCAAGAACCUGAAUCUGGACGACAACCAGCUGAGCCACAUCCCUCCAGGUUCUCUGGACCGGCUGAGCUCCCUGGACGAGGAGGGUCUGGACCUGACCUCCAACCCCUGGCAGUGCGACGGGAAGGUGGAGUACCUGUGGAGGUGGCUGCAGAAGAACAAGAAGAAGGUGUUCCUGCCACAAACCAUCAUAUGUGCUUCACCUCCGUCUUUAUCGGGUCGGUCGGUGAUGUCGCUGACUGCGAGUGAACUAAAUCUUCAGUCGUAACCGUUUCCAACGUCGUGUUUGUUAUUAUCUGACACGUUAAAGUUCACAGUUCAGCCUGUAACACGUUUCAAUAAAUGAAUACUUGUAUGAGUGUAACAUGAGUGUAUAAUUAAAUGUGAUUUUGAGUAAAACAUA
Messenger RNA from Limanda limanda (common dab), 1216 nucleotides. RefSeq names its product leucine-rich alpha-2-glycoprotein-like. Gene Ontology annotation, molecular function: protein binding. The record is from RefSeq and is a predicted model, not a curated record. The coding region runs from base 89 to 1081 and encodes 330 amino acids. Lineage: Eukaryota; Metazoa; Chordata; Actinopteri; Pleuronectiformes; Pleuronectidae. The transcript is spliced from 2 exons.